AUGGCCAGGCGUUCGUCACCCGACAGCGCGCAGCGCAGCGCUGCGGUCCAGCGCCUCUUGGACAGCGCAGACGCGUCGCUGAGUCUGCUCGCGUCUCUCGGCGACGCGCCAAUGCACAGCGCGCGCCACGUGCCCGACACGUUGACGGCCCUCCCCGCGCCUGCGUCGUUCGAGCCGUCCUCCACACGGCCCCCCACGACGACCUCCGGCCCUCCCGCCGACGCGUUGUCGCUCGCGUACCCGGUGGUCCGUCCGUCCGCGCUGUCGUCCGACCUGCUGCACGUCAAGGGCGUCUUCCCCGACGCCUCGACCGAGUACGUGGAUGUGGACGCUCGCUAUACGACGAUCGGGGACCUGAAACACGCGCUCUGUGCGCGCAGAGGCUCAGCAACGGACUUGGGCCUUAGUGCACGUGACGCGCGUGUCAUGUUUGGUGGGCAGCUCGUGGAGGACGCGUGGCUCGUUGUGGACUGCGGCGUGCGCUGGGAAGGGGCCAUUUCGAUCGUUCGAGCUGCAGCCGUCGACAAGGACAAGGACAGACAAAGCGCGCUGAAUAGCUAUAGCAGCUAUGGCAAUUCUAGCCAUGGCACGACUCGACGAUCGGACCCGAAGCUGUCGAUCUCGUCGAUCGCGUCGGUCUAUCGACAGGAGCAGCCGCAGUCUUUGUCUAUGGCUAUGUCGGACGCUACCGACCUCGUGAUGACCGAGUUGGCGACGUUUGAUCGCUCGCUGGCGAUUGACAAUGUGCCGUCGACGCAAGGCGUGAGCUUGUUGUCGGCUCGUGUGCGACCGGAAGAAGCGUCGUUUGCCGUGAUGGCAGCGGACUUUUACGACAAUGUGGCGCAGGUGCAGAACUCAGAUCUGUAUUGUGCGAAGCUGCUGCGUGGCUACAUUACUGUGCUGCAGAAUCGACUGGAAAAGCUGGAAGCUGCACUUGCGGACAGUCGGAAAACUGCAUCGACCGUAACGCGCGAGAGGCUGCAGAAGGACAUGACGGAGUUGCGUGACGAGCGCAACACGUGGCGCUUAUUGUUCGAGCUGCGGCAGGUGUGCAGCACACGUAAGCAGAAGGUGGAUGAAGAGAACGUGUUGAUGGUGCUGGGAGCAGAGAAAGAAGAUCUACGGUUUGAGAUGCUGGAGGACGACGCCAUGUGUUUGUUGGAAAAACAGAGUGAAACGUUCAUGGUUCAAAUGGCAGUCAAAGCCUGGUUGGAGAGCAUGGCGCUGGAGAAGACGAUCACCAUUAGUGAAAAGCGAGGAACUGCUGGAUCGCGUACGUUGACAGUGAUGAGAAAACAAGGUUUUGCUGGAGGAAAGGUCCAGCUAGAUCCCGAUGCAGUGCUGCGCGACGGGGAUAAUCAUGUUCUGCCCGAUGACAUGGAGGACGAAGCUGAGUUGCUGAAAGCUGUUUGGUUGUAUGUUCGUGCGGGGCGGAUGGUCGACGCUACUGACUUGUGCAUCCGUUUGGGUCAGUCCUGGAGAGCGGCGAGCCUCUCGGGAGGCAAUUUGGUUGGUGUUAGCGAACCGAACGAGCGUGAUGAUCUGCCUCUCGAGCGACGGGGCAAUCCGAUGCGUGCACUUUGGAAAUCAAUGUGCUGGCGCUUGUCCGAACAAGCUGCUAACGGGAAACUAACUCAAAGCAAAAGUCUGCUUGCGAAAAAGUACGAGGAGCUUACAUAUGCGGCGCUGAGUGGUAACAUUCAGGUUAUUACGGGAAGCCCGCUGUGCGAGAGCUGGGAAGACCACUGUUGGGCAUAUCUACAGGGCAUUACGGAGCGCCAGGUUGACGAGAUAUUGUUCAAGCUUCUGCAGGUGAAAGCUCAGUCGUCACGGUUGGUUGUUGGCAACGAUGGCCGCCAUUUACGUCACUUCACUAAUUUGCUGGACAAGACGAAGUAUUUGAAACGCUAUGAACCGGAUCUAGAUGCACUGUUUGAUGAGCUGCGAGGCAGCCAAAGCGAGGUUGUCCGCACGCAGGCCAACCAACCCCACCGCCAAAUCCAGGCCAAGUUGGUAACAGGCAAGUUUCAGUACAUCGUGUCAAGUGUUUUGGGCUCGCUGCUCUUGCACCCGGGGGACGAUUCGUACAACUGGGACUUGCAGUUGACUACGACGGUACGAUCCGACGAGUUUUCUUCGAUAUUUUUGCGCUUUGCCGUCCACUUCAUUAUGCUCGCCGGCUACACUGGUGAACAUUUUGACGAGCGAACGGGUCAUAUGAUUUUGAAGCUGUAUAUUCGGUAUCUGGUACAACAUCGCCAGCUGCAGUUUGUGCCAGUCUAUGCGUCUCGACUUCCGACUGCAGGUUUGAUCGAGGUGUAUGUGCAGAUGCUGUCUACUGUUGACGAUCGACUAGAGCGCGAGCUGUGCAUCAAGCAAGUUGCAGAGCACGCCGGUAUGGACAUCCUGUCAACUGUGCUACAAGCUGUUGUUGAGCGUCUGUGUGAGGAAUAUCGAUCGGUAGCUCAAAAACAGCAAGGCAAGCAGGGUCAACUAGUGUCUUUUGACGUUGCUACAACAGACGUUGACAGGAGGCGUAUUCGGGCGAUUGAGUUUUUGUGCUUCUUCCCCGAGCACCGAGCGGAGGCGUUGGUCCGUACAAAUUUGCUCACACGGCAGUUUCUUUUCGAGGGAAAGUUUGCUGCCCUGAAGGAGCUUGUUGAGGAGAGUCUACCAGAGGACUCUAUUGGCGUUAUAGAUGGGGCCCGUGCCGCCCAAUCGCUGCGCACGGGUGACGAGAUUGAACAGGCCAUGCGCGAAUUUCUUUGUUGGCGCGCAUAUAUCCAGGCUUCUGCGCAGUUUGAUCUGUGGAGAAGUUGCGUGAGCAGACCUGCUGUGGAGACGCUAUCACUCUAUAGUGAAGAGGAGGACUACUUGGCGGAAUUGAUAUUCCACGUUUCGCGGUCGACAGCUGCAACGCUGGAGGUGCUGCGCUUUGAAAACGGAUGGCUUGUAGGCUGCUCUAGUGAUGCCACAGAAGAUGCUGCCAUCCGAAAGCGUUGUCUGCCGCCCCUCGUGUUCAAUUUGCACUUUAUACAGCUCGAGUCAGCCAAGACAAUCAUGCGUUUGGUCCGUUACCCACAGAAUGCCAAGGUGGAGCUUGCACGGCCCCUGCUGGAAAAGUCGAUCGAGGUCGCUGACGUAGUUGCUGACGAACAUUACGGUGUGUACAAUACGCUGGACCAGGAUAAAUGUCGGGAUCUGCUGCAUGGCUUUCGUGAAAGCGCUAUAUCGCUGACAUUCAUUGAAAGUAUCGCGACUUCUCCUGACUUGAUCAAGAAUAAGUGCGGCGGAUUACUUUAUGAAGGUUAG
Molecule: messenger RNA, 3312 nt
Organism: Hyaloperonospora brassicae
Lineage: Eukaryota; Oomycota; Peronosporomycetes; Peronosporales; Peronosporaceae
Source: the annotation of a GenBank genome assembly